This is a messenger RNA of Annulohypoxylon maeteangense, 1590 nucleotides long. RefSeq names its product putative methyltransferase-domain-containing protein. NCBI's taxonomy places the organism in Eukaryota, Fungi, Ascomycota, Sordariomycetes, Xylariales, Hypoxylaceae. The record is from RefSeq and is a predicted model, not a curated record. Bases 1 to 1590 code for a protein of 529 amino acids. The transcript has 5 exons.
AUGGCGCAAGAACAAGUCAACACAAAAAACCAAAUCAUUUAUCGCUUCUGUCGCCAAUAUCUCCAAUUAGAGAGAGAUCUAGAUUACCCUUCGCCUACACUCUUACGCGAGGCUGAUGUUCAAAAUUCUCUUUACAAUCAGAUUUUUAGAGACGGAGCUCUUAAUUAUUAUCCUCCCCCGAGAUACCAGCUGAGAGUCUUGAAGGAACUCAUGUCCAAGAUCGAAGCGAGUAUCGAGGAUUGGGAUAGCCAUGGAAUAUCCGACGACUUAAUGUCAUCCCUCUCUAAUCUCCUUGCUCUUCCGCUCCCAUCGGAAAUCACUGCUGCCCAACAAAAGUCAUAUGUGACAUACUCUCCUUCAUUACUUAAUGUCUCAACUAGUCAUCAUGGUUCUCUUCCAGCCCAAGUUACAUUAUUGGAGUCGCGAAACCUCAUCUCUGCCUUUGGAACGACUGGUUUACGCACUUGGGAGGCUGCUCUUCAUCUCGGACAGUUCCUCAGUACUAAUCCAUCUAUCAUCCACAACAAGACUGUCCUGGAGUUAGGAGCGGGCACCGGGUACUUAUCCAUACUCUGCGCCAAAUUCAUGGCUCCUACUAUGGUCAUCGCCUCCGAUGGUUCUGAUGAUGUAGUGGCAAAUCUUCCUGAGAAUUUUUUUCUAAACGGGCUUCAGGAGUCGGAGAUGAUCCGAGCUAUGGACGUCAAAUGGGGACACGCUCUUGUAGGGACGGAGGAUGAGCAUUGGAAUGGCGGCAGACCAAUUGACGUCGUUCUCGCUGCCGAUGUCACCUACGACAAGGGCAUAAUCCCCGCUCUCAUCGGCACUCUAGAGGAACUAGUGGGGAUGUUCCCGCAUGUUGCCAUUUACAUCGCAGCCACCGAAAGGAAUCGAGAAACAUUCGAGGUCUUCCUUAAUGCCUGUGAGGAGAGAUAUCUCAACAUUGACGAGAUUUAUUACGAACUCCCACGCAGAAAAGACCAAUAUGGUCCAUUUUACAGCGACCAGGUGCCGAUUAGGAUAUGCAGAAUACUAAAUUGCCAAGCCGUGGUCAAAUUCACGACAGAUCGAUGGGAGGUUGAUGAUGAAAUGGGACUUGUCCUUACAUGGGCUGAUGCUAUCGGCGUGGUUAAUAUCGACUUCACGAAUGUGGCGACAGAGGGACCUACACGACCCAACAAUAUUGCGAAAGAUUAUACAGGUAACAACACAUUCGUAUGGAGGCCGAAUGUCGACCUCGCCCCGGGUGAUUACGUCUUCCACAUCAAAGACGAAUGGAGUAAGGAUGAGUCGCCGAGGCUGACACUUUCUGCCUUCUUUGCCCGCUCUCCAUACAACAACAUGCCUCGGGAUAGGGAUACCAGUAAAAGUAACGGUAGCGAUGGGAGUGGCGAUGAUGGCAUUGGGCCCAGUACCGCGGCUGGAAUAGGGGUUGGCUCCACCCUCGGAGGAAUACUCCUACUCGCCCUGGUUGCUUUUCUAGUCUACCGUGGGCGGCAGAAUAAGACUAGGUUGGAAGACCAAGAAACCAACGAACGGAUUGAGGGAAAACAGAAACAGAAGGAACCUCGACUCGAAAUCUACGAGAGCUAA